Messenger RNA from Anopheles arabiensis, 2941 nucleotides. Its product is annotated as DNA repair protein complementing XP-C cells homolog. Gene Ontology annotation, molecular function: damaged DNA binding; single-stranded DNA binding. Gene Ontology annotation, cellular component: XPC complex; nucleotide-excision repair factor 2 complex; cytoplasm. The transcript has 3 exons. The record is from RefSeq and is a predicted model, not a curated record. Gene Ontology annotation, biological process: nucleotide-excision repair; mismatch repair. Lineage: Eukaryota; Metazoa; Arthropoda; Insecta; Diptera; Culicidae. The coding region runs from base 154 to 2895 and encodes 913 amino acids.
AUUCGAAUAAAACAGGAUUAAAUAGUUAUGAAAAGAGAAUGCUGUACGUUGGUGUUGUACCAUGAAGAAAACAAAGGAAACAAAUGAAACGAAUUUCUCAAUGCCAUCGUGACAGCUGAUCGUUUGACAGUUGACCGGCUGUAUUUGUUUACAAUGAACGCGAUAGCGAAAGGGAAAUUAGGAAGGCUUUUACUGAAGAAAAACAUUUCUUUAGUGUCUAAUCAGCACAAUCCAGCAACAGGCAACGGAAAAGAGCAAAGUAAUGUAAGUGAUGUGCACAAUGAACUCGUCCCGAACAAUCAAGCGUCCUUCGGGAAGUCUCUACCAAUGGAUGAACAGGAUCCGGCAAGCGACUCAGAGGCAAGCAGUGUUGGUGAUCACCUUGUCAAUCCAAACACGAUCAAUUUGGAUGAAUCAUUUUUCUCACCAACAUUUGAAAAUCAAUUUCCUAUCGCGCGGGAUGAUGUUGACGACCCAUGGCAGGAAGAUACAGAACAGUCUGACUCGGAGUGCGAAGAGCCAACCGGUGAGGAUGACCGUAUGUACCAGAUAUUCUCGCAGAUAUCCGAAUACGAUAGGAUGGUUAAGGAAGCUAAUGAGUGUAGCGAAUCCUUUGAACGAAGGAGAAAGCAAAUGGAUUUGUCUCAACAGUUGCCGACCGAUGAUUACGAUGAGCCAUUUCUACUAACUCAAGCGGAAUGUUUCCCGGAAAACCCAUCUGCCGGCAACGAUCCCGACUGGGAAUGUGUAGCUGCUGAACAGCAUGCACACGCUGAAGAGCUGAAAAACGUGGAAAUAUUCGUUUCCACUAGCAGCUCACAAAAGCCCAAACGGCUGCUAGAUCCGGCAGAAAAGCUAAAGCGCCAGGAAUGGGAAAACACAAAAAAGUUAUACCUUGCUACACACAAAACGCACCUCUUGCUGCUGCUUGCUUAUGGCAUUAGGAUUAAUCGAACCGUAAACCAUAACAUGGUUGAAUUUGCUUCGGAACUGUAUGACCUGAUUGCCAACAGCGAGCUGACAGCGACUGAUGCGACGAGUUUGGAAUUUAUUCAAUCUGUCGUCGCGUACUACAAAACUGUGAUGAAACAAUCCACGGCGGGUGGUGGUCCGCGUGUAGGCAAACAAAGAAACGCAUUCGUACGGCAACUUGUGGCACGUGAGGUCACUUCUAGAAAAAUGCUUAAUGUGAUUCUUCUUACCUUGUUACGCUUUCUAAGCGUUCGCGCAAGACUCGUGAUGAGCUUGGACGUGGUACCGAAGUAUCCUCCAUCCGCGAAAUCCACUCCGAAGACUCAGUGCCAAAAUCCACCCAAGGGAAAUGUAAAUAGUGCUAGCGGUACGCAACGGUACGGAGAUGUCCCUUUAACGACGACCGAAAUAUUGAAACGUAAACCGGAAAUACAGCAAAUGUUUCAAAUGUCCCAACUCGACGGAGCGGAUGAUGAGCUGUUGUUGAGGAGAAAAGUUUCAUCUUCCCGGAAUGGAGGUAUAAAUGAUCCUAAAAUGGGAGAGGCUAUGGAGCUAGAUUCAACCACUAAACCAAAAGCUGUUAAGAUGGCCACAUCCAACUACUUUUCGAAAAAAGUUGCGCUUAGUCAAGCUACAAUCGAGAAUAAGAACACAACUAAUAGAAAACCAAACUUUGCAAAUCUUCGUAAAUAUGGAAUAGAAUCAUCUUCGAAGACCGAUGGAGAAGUAGAAGAAAAGCGGUUAAAAUUAGUUUCCUGUAAGUACUUCCGCAAGAAGCCUAAAGUGGGACAAACUUUCGGGUCACGAGAGCACAAGAGCACCACCAAAGAUAAACCCAAUCUUGCCAAGCUUCUCAAAAAUAAACUAGAAUCUGCUUCGGGCGUAAAUACGAAAAGACCAGAUCCGAAGAAUAGUGUACCUGAGCUCGAUACCUGGAUCGAAUGUUAUCUCGAACAGGAGCAACGCUGGAUCGUAGUUGAGGCGGGUCUAGGACAAACCGACUGUUUGGAUCCUGUGAUAGAUCGUAUCCUUGCGCCGGCAGCUUAUGUGUUUGCCUGGGAAGCGGAUGGCACCAUCGUGGACGUGUCUUCACGCUACCGUUGGCGGAAUGAGCAGCUUGCGUUACGGAAUCGAGUCGACGGCAAAUGGCUUCUCAAAGCGCUGGCACCCUAUCGUUUUCGUGGCGUAGAUGAAGCACGACUGCGAGAGCAGCUAGAAUUUCGCCGUCUUAAGCUUCGAGCACCGAUGCCCACUACUAUCGCACAGUGCAAAAAUCAUCCAUCCUAUUGUUUACACCGACAUUUGCAAAAGUUUCAAGGCAUCUAUCCUCCGGACGCACCACCGCUGGGUUACAUACAGGGCGAACCGCUCUAUGCCCGGGAGUGUGUCCAUACGUUGCACUCUCGGGAGGUUUGGUUGCGGCACGCGAAGGUGAUCCGUCUGUUUGAGCAACCGUACAAAAUAGUGCGCACCAAGCUAAAGCGCCAGCCAGCCGAUCUGGAGCUGUUCGGCUACUGGCAAACGGAAGACUACAUCCCGCCGGAACCGGUUAAUGGUAUAGUGCCACGGAAUGCCUACGGUAAUAUCGAGAUCUUCAAAGAGUGUAUGCUGCCGAAAGGCACAGUACAUUUGAAGCAAUACGGCCUCUCGUACGUUUGCCGCAAGCUGGGCAUCGACUAUGCCGUCGCAGUGGUCGGGUUUGGAGUGCAUGCCGGCGGUAAUCAUCCCGUGUUCGAUGGCAUUGUGAUAUGUGAAGAACAUCGCGAUCGUUUGCUGGAAGCCUGGAAGCGACAUCAGGAUGAAGUGGCACAGAAAAAGUUAGAAAAGAAGCAGAACGCGGUGUUGAACAACUGGGUUAAGCUGGUGAAGGGGUUGCUUGUGCGAAAGAAGCUGAAACACAAAUACAACUUUGAAGGAUGGUAGAAAAUUACGUUGUAUGCGAAUAAAACGUUAAGUUUGGUGCUUUAAA